CGAGACUAAUGUAAUUUUUCGAUUUCCUCAAUGAUGAUGUUCAGUCUUUGAAAUUAUACGUGUAUAAAAAUACCAUUUAAUGUUAAUAAACUUCCAGUGUUCACUGUGGGGCAUCUGAGACAAAAAGCUGAGAAGAAUGUCGCACUACAGUGAUGCUGAAGAUUCUAUCAAAGAAAUACAAGAUUUAGACUUAGGAUUAAGAAAAAGAAGGAUAAUAGGAUGGGACCCAGAAACAGAAUCUAUUGCUUCUGAAAUUAAAGAUUUAUUGGAAGAAGAUGUCAACUCAUUGGUGGAGGAGGACUGCGUCGGCUGUCCGCUUCCUUCUACUCCAGAAGAUGAAAACCUUCUGGAUUCGGAGAUGAGUGAUGUUUUAAAAGCAGCAGUUCUAGGAGAUGAAUUGGAUAUCACAGCUUUGGCCCACAAUGCUGCGUCCCAAGCCGAACAUGUUGUCAGAAAGAUGAUCCAGGCUGGAUGGUCCGUUUGUCAUUUUAGGAACCUACCGGCUUGGUUACAAGAUAAUGAUUUUCUUAUAUUCGGUCAUCGGCCACCACUACCUAGUUUCCGGGCUUGUUUCAAAAGCAUUUUUAGACUUCAUACAGAAACGGCCAAUAUCUGGACACACUUGCUGGGAUGUGUGGCGUUUAUAGGAAUUGCAAUCUACUUUUUAAUGCGACCAAAUACUGAAAUUGAGAUUCAAGAAAAAGUGGUCUUCGGAGCAUUUUUUGCAGGAGCCAUCAUCUGUUUGGGAAUGUCGUUUAUGUUCCACACUGUCAACUGUCAUUCACAAUUUAUAGGAAAAUUAUUUUCAAAGCUGGAUUAUUGUGGUAUAGCUCUUCUAAUUAUGGGUUCCUUCGUUCCAUGGUUGUACUACGGAUUUUACUGCCAUUUCAAACCAAAAGUGGUGUACUUAUCAGUUGUAUGUGCUUUAGGAAUAACUAGUAUUAUGGUAAGUCUGUGGGACAAAUUCUCGGAAUCGGGUUGGCGUCCAUUUAGGGCAGCAGUAUUCAUGACCUUUGGUUUAAGUGGAAUCGUACCCGCCAUCCAUUAUGGAAUUGUGGAAGGUUGGUUUAACUAUGUUAGCCAAAAAUACCUUGGUUGGUUAGUACUUAUGGGAAUGCUGUACAUCGUUGGCGCCAUGUUCUACGCGCUUCGUAUACCCGAACGGUGGUUCCCCGGCAAAUGUGAUAUCUGGUUGCACUCACAUCAAAUCUUCCACGUUUUCGUAUUGGGCGGCGCUCUUGUUCAUUAUCAUGGUAUAUCUGAAAUGGCGAUGCAUCGAGUAACGAUCGGACAAUGUGAAAUACCUGAUACACCGAUCUAUUGAUAGAUCCCACCUAUAUUGCGACCUUUACUACUACGAAGAACACAACUUAGCAAGCUGUAGUUAGGUAUUUCUUAUAAAGCAAAUGAUAAAUUGUUUGCAAAUGUGACUCCAUUUUCAAAAGGUAAAAAAGAACAAUACUUACUCGUAAUUGGUUUUAUUGUAACCUGGAUGACCGGUUUCGGGCUCUACAAUUUCAGCCCAUUUUCAGAUUCCCGAUAAACGGUUACUUGACCACUAAAAAAAGAGAGAGAGAACUAUUCUACAGUUUUUAUAGGUUAUUAAGUAUAAAUUAUGCCAAUACUAAGCCUAAAAUGAGCAAGUAUACUUACAUGACGCUACAAGGCAAUAGGUUUACAGUACAAUAUUUUAGCUUGAUUUUACCAAGGCAGUGCCAUUUUGGUUCCUUCGCCAGCAUUGCCCUUGUAAAAUCAAACAAAUUGAGCACUUACUGUAAAUAUAUCGCCCUGUAAUAAAUACUUGUAUAUUAUUUAUAAGUUUCCAUAUUAUAGGCUUUUGAUUAUGGUAGAUCGGGCACAGUUGUGAGCCUGUCAGACACUUAGACUUCCUAAGACGGAUCCAUUGUAUCACCCCUAUCACACGAACUGGGUCCAUAGCAAUAGUAUAUUGUACGCAUAGUAUUGAUAUAAUCUAUACUUAAAAACCUAUAACAACUGUAGCAGUUCUUCUCUUUUUUUUUUAGUGUCGUAACCUUUUAUCAGGAACCUGAAGAUGAUCUGAAAUUGUAGAUCUCGAAACCGGUCGUCCAAGUUAUAAUCAAAUCAAUUGUAAGUCCAUUUCUUUUUUACCUUUUCUUAUAAAGCAUUUAAAAUUUGGUACAUUCAACAAACUUUUCAACAUAUUUGUUGAUUGCACUGUCUUUAAAUACCUGCUUUACUAUUUCAUACUCUGUAACGAUGCUUGUAGUGCUAAUUUUAGAAAUCGGUUGUUAUUGGAUUAUUUGGUAUUAAAAGUAUUAUAUAGUCACUGUUAAUCUUAUGAAAAUCAAGAAUCACCAUAAUUGAAAGGGUAUAGGAUUAGUUGUAUUAAUACUUUUAUUGCGGUAGCUUUUCAGGAGCGACUUCCGUCUAAAAUGGAUAUGACACCAGAAGAAGCACCUUCGGAACGGGACUUGUUAGUAACUGACCUUAAAAGAAAAAUUUAUUACUUGUUGAUAUUUUCAAAUAUUUUCUUUUUACAUAACAAGCUUUUCAAUAUCAGAAGCUUCGCGAAUUAUUCAAUUGCCGCAAUGAGCCUUUCUUAAAUAACUAUUACACUUGCGUUGUAGAUAUUUUACUUGUAUUCGACUUUCAUAUUUAUCUAAAACUUCAUUUUAUGGCUUGGUAACACAACAAUCAAUGAACAGUGUUUGAGAAACACAAAAUGAAUGAGACCGCGUUGCUCAGAAUCGGUGUGGUUCUUUGGAUCGUUCUCUCUAGCACAUAAACAAAAGAAAAAUUGAAAAGAAUAACAAUUAGGAGAAUAUCGAUCGAUUGAUCGAUCUCAGAGGAAUCUGCCAGAGGCAUUUGUCAACUUUUAAACAGAUACUUAAUGUGCUUAUCUUUUAAUCGUAAUUCUUACAGAUAAAACGAUUUAAAGGGGACGUGGUUGCUUUUAUUUGGUGCAAUUAAGACUUACACAUAAACAAAUAGCAUAGGCCCUUUCGUUCAGAAUUCAAAUGUUUCCCUUUUGAAGAUUCUGAGAUAUUUAUGAUAACCUAACGUUCGAAUAUAUAAGUUUAAGGUGCAGAAUUAAACCCUUAUGCAGGGUCGCAUAAAAGUUACUGCUUUCUGAAUUAAAUGGAACUAAAAAAAAAAGAUUUUUGAACCGUUACAACUUUGAAAAAGAGUUGUGCCCUUUUUGAUUUGUUUUGAAACAGAAUCUUUAUACGUACCAAGUUGAUUUACAUUGUGUUUUCCUUGCACACGUUGUUGCAAUUCUCAUACAAUAGGAACAAGAUGAUUUUAAGUCAGACGGCCAUUAUUCCAAAAACGUGUGUUUUGAUCUUUUAAUAUUCGGCUGUUUGACAAUACUUUACGUGUGUUCUUCGUUUAAUCAAGUUUCAUCUAAAUAUUGUUUCAUCAUGUCCUUUGUGUGUUCACGUAUUAGAAGAUAUAUAGGGUUGGUUCUAACAUUAAGAUUUUUUAAAAACGUAUCUUCGAUAAAACAAUGUAUUUUUUUUUGCCAGUACGUUUUUUCGAUUUCAGAUCACUUUUAGUACCCAAAUAUAUACUUUUUUGAUAAAAUGUGUAAUAUUUCCUAUAUUUCCCUUUGAUCCUUAAUAUGUAUAUUCAUUGAUAAUAAUCAUUUUUUACCCCUGUUGCAAUGCUAGUUGCAUUCAGUACAGUUAAAGAUUUAAUAAUGGCGAUUGUUACUAUCAACUCAUCACAAAUAGUCACUGAGGAACGACAGCAUUACCAAAAAGGAUAAGCUCUUUAAGAAUUUAAUUAAAUUUCUCACUUUACUAAAGUUAAAAUGCGUUGGCCAGAAAUUAGACUUAUAAAUGAUCGAAUAAAGAAAUUUAAUCCUAAAAAUCUGUUGGAACCUAUUGAACUACUGUCAGUAGCAGUUGAACAGUAUUACAUAAUAAUGUAACAUAAAUGCCAAUGCUGUUGAAGUUUGUCGCGCAGGUUUUUAGAACUACCCUUUUCGGCAAAGUCUGUUAAGUAAAUCGUUACAAUAAAACAGUGGCGCCCGUAAAUCUAUCUGAAGAGCAGAUAAUAUUAAUACUUUGCUAUAACUAACCCAUCGCAUAUUCUCACGAAUGAAUAUCGACGUUCCAAUUGUUUACCAAUCAUUAGGAGUCGAUGAAUUGGUGUGAAAAUGUCGGUGGUGUCGUUAAAGCAUUAACAGUGACUACAUAUAUUUAGUAUCAAAGCGGCUAAUAACUAAUAAAAACCGAACGUAAAGCAUAUAGCAAUUUUCUUGAGCUCAUUUAAUUUAGAAUGAGUCUAAAUGUAGGUGGACUGUCUUAAUCUCAGUACCUUAUUUUUUGUUUUUUAGUUUUAGUGGUUUUUGUUGUAUCUUUAUGAAUCGAUUAAAAUAUACAGGUAAAAGACUACUAUCAUUAUCAGUGAUUAAUAAAAAAUAUAUAUAUUUUGCUAUUGUGUACCAUUAACGGUAGUAUUUGAAAUAAUUAAAUAUAUAAAAAAAAUUAGAUAAUAGAAAUUAUGGAGGGUUUUCAAAAAUUGAUUUGUUGUGUGUGUUCAUGUUCUAGAAAAUAUUGGUUUUGUCGGGAAGUACUUCACAAAAAAACGAUGAUACUGGAUGAAAAGAGAUCAACGUCGACAAUGUUUUUGGCUGGUUUUGCAAAUAGCAACAACCAAUAAAAUUAAACUUAAUUUACUAUACUCAGAAAAUAUGCUGUGAAAAAGUGGACCUUAUAUCCAAACCAGACUUUUAGAUCUUUAGCUAUGAUCCAUAAAAACGCACUUUUUUACAUUUCGAAGUAGAUUAUUAAUUUGUAUCCAUUUCCACAUAGGAUUUAAAUAUGUUUGAAGUUUUUUCCUGCAAAACCAAAACUCACAAGAAGGUGUGUUAUAGAUGUAGUCAACUAUAUACAUAAAAAAUGAAAUUAAUAACUUAAAAGACUGAAACAAAUAAGACAUGAAUAUGUGGCGACUACUAUUACUAUAUAAUAAUUCAAUUUCUAUCUGUUGCUGCCUCAUUUUUUUUUAUUUAUCCCAUGUUUGUUUUUUUACUAAGUUAUUUUAAUAUUACAUUUAUGGUAUCACUUAAGAAAAGCAUAAGUUUAGUUUAUCACGAGUCAGUAGUUUUGUAUAGAUUAAUUUUUGGCAUUUUUAACUAUCAACAGAUUAGAUCAGUAGUUAAAUAUAUGUUUACAGCCAUUUAGUUUAACACCUUUUUGUGAAUGCAUCAUAAUAUCGGUAAAAUCAAAAGGAAAAUAAAUACACAAAUAAUGUAAGUAAUACUAGAGUGAGUGGAAAUGGAAAAUUGUAAAUUUUGCUACACCUUUGGUAUUGUAAUAUAGUUCAAUACCGUGUGCCAUAAUAUUUAUUUGCUGCUUAUAUUAUGCCAAAAUAUAAAAUGUACAGAAGCUACUGGUCUGAAUAUUAGACUAAAAUACACAAUGUGUAAAAUCUUUGCCUUCUGGAAUCCUCGUUUUAUAUGUUAUGUACUAAAACCUAUUUUCGAGAACUGGAACUCACACAAUAUUAACUUAAUGGUGCUUUAGUUUCAUUAUUUUCUUGCAAUAAUACUUUUUAUACUUGGAAUCUUAGAUAGUAGUGUUUAGUUUUUCUUUGUGAUAUUUUAAUUAGUUAUUUCACUGUACAUUCUAUUUUUUGUAGAUAUAUCUGUUUUUAAAUUUGAAAUGUAAUGUUACAGAAUAAAAUAUUC
Molecule: messenger RNA, 5680 nt
Organism: Diabrotica balteata
Lineage: Eukaryota; Metazoa; Arthropoda; Insecta; Coleoptera; Chrysomelidae
Source: the annotation of a GenBank genome assembly